GGGCUAAUUGCUUUCAGUUUAUGACAGUUUAUGACAUUAUGACGAGAGGGGAACUUCAAAGAAGCAAACGACUCACAACAAACAGUCCUGAACCAUGAGAAAUUCCUCCUUCCUCCUCCUCCUCGUGGGGGUGUGCCUUGUCCAGGCAGCUUCAAGUUUUAAAAUCUGCGCUUUCAAUCUCCAUAGUUUUGGAGACUCCAAAGCUGACAAGCCAAUGGUUAUGAGCAUUCUGGUCAUGAUUAUUGCCCGCUAUGAUGUGUGUCUACUUCAGGAAGUGCGAGACAAAAGACAAACAGCUUUACCACGGCUGCUUGAACGGCUUAACAGGUAUGAUACUCAGCAUCAGUAUGAAGCUGUGUCCAGUGACAGACUGGGAAGGUCUGAGGUCUACCAGGAACAAUACGUGUUUGUCUAUAGGUGAGGUUUCUUUUUGACAUUUUGACAUCUAUUGGUUAAAAUCACUGGGACAUAUCAGUACCCUGAUAUUCGUCCUGGAGACGUCGAUGCUUUCUCCAGAGAGCCGUUUAUUGUCCGCAUCAAAGCUCCAGCGACGGCUAUAAAGGAGUUUGUCCUGAUAGCUCAGCACACCACUCCAACCAACACCACGAAGGAGCUCGAUUCACUUUAUGACGUUUUGCAAGAUGUCAAGAAGAUGUGGAAAACGGAGGAUGUGAUGCUUCUCGGGGACUUCAAUGCUGACUGUGGCUACCUCCAGAAGAACAGGAAGCACGUGCGCCUGAUCACUGAUUCAAGCCUUACUUGGCUUAUUCUAGAAAAUGCAGACACCACUGUGCUGUCAUCAACCAACUGUGCCUACGACAGGAUUGUUGUAAAUGGACAAAGGUUACUCAGAGCAACUGUGGCCUUUUCAGCCAAACCUUUUAACUUCCAAAAGGAAUAUAAACUCACAGAGGAACAGGCGAGGGAUGUCAGUGACCAUUAUCCUGUGGAAGUGGAACUAAAGUCGUCUGCACAGCAACAAGCUGCACUGAGCCUCCUCCUCCUCCUCCUCUCUUUUACAGUCACCUGUAGUUGAUCUUACCAAGUGAGAUGAUGCAAAAAGAUAUUUUAAGAACUGAAUUCACGCACAAA
This is a messenger RNA of Thalassophryne amazonica, 1092 nucleotides long. It is a transcript of the gene dnase1l1, whose product is annotated as deoxyribonuclease I-like 1. Gene Ontology annotation, molecular function: DNA nuclease activity. The record is from RefSeq and is a predicted model, not a curated record. Gene Ontology annotation, cellular component: nucleus. Gene Ontology annotation, biological process: DNA catabolic process. NCBI's taxonomy places the organism in Eukaryota, Metazoa, Chordata, Actinopteri, Batrachoidiformes, Batrachoididae.